CCCUCUUGCAACUCUCCUGUUUUUUAAGGAUCCUUUUUUUAAAGGUUUGCUUUUUUCUUCUUCUCCUUUUUCCUGGAGAAGCGCUGGUUAAAUAUUUCUCUCUGCUUUGCUUCUUCAAUCCAACCACCUCUCAUCACAGUUUAACUUCAUGUGACUUGUUUUUAACUUAGAUUGGAAGUGAAUGAUAAAUACAGACAUCACCCAUGCAUACAUUAAUAUAAACACACACAUAGACCAUCGAUUGUUUUCCAAGAGCACGUCUCUCCGGCACUUUUCAUUGAUACCGCUGCCCCUUACCUGUUGGGGAUUUGACAAGAUCAAGUGUGACUGUGGACUCUGAUUGCUUUGCAAAUGAGUAUUUCUUCACAAGAACUGGGCCUCCCACUCUCUGUAAGACGGACCUGUGAGUAACUGGGGACUUGGCCUGUCUUGCCUCUGAGCUUGGUGGAAGAUUGGAUGUAGAUGAGUUGACUGUCUUCCAUGAAGUAAUAGCUCACCACCAGCCAGGAUUUCAACUUCUUUUUCAACAUCGUUUCACCUGUGGACUCUUCUAAAUUUUGCUUUCUUGGGAAAACAAAACGAAACAAAAAAACCCUCCCCACACACAAACUCCGAUCUGAGGAGGCUGUUCUUACAAGUUAGGAUCCUUGCCCCUUCUCCCUUACAAGCUGAUGCAAAGGAUAAGGCUGUGCUUCCAUUAGAUUGUACCUUUCAAUCAAAAUAAGAGGAGAAGAGGCAAACAGGACGAUGGCUCUGAGUGGAAACUGUAGUCGUUAUUAUCCUCGAGAGCAAGGGACCGUGGUGCCCAACUCCUUCCCGGAGGUUGUGGAGCUGAAUGUCGGCGGCCAAGUUUACUUCACUCGCCAUUCCACACUAGUAAGCAUCCCUCAUUCCCUCCUGUGGAAAAUGUUUUCCCCAAAGAGAGACCCGGCUAACGAUCUAGCCAAGGACGCCAAGGGCAGGUUCUUCAUCGACAGGGAUGGAUUCCUGUUCCGUUACAUUCUGGACUAUCUCAGGGACAGGCAGGUGGCCCUGCCAGACCACUUUCCAGAGCGAGGAAGACUGAAACGGGAAGCCGAGUACUUCCAGCUCCCGGACCUGGUCAAACUCCUGAGCCCAGAGGAAAGCAAGCAGAGCCCAGAGGAAUUCUGCCACAGUGACUUCGAGGACGCCUCCCAGGGAAGCGACACCAGGAUCUGCCCCCCUUCCUCUCUGCUCCCUGCGGACCGCAAGUGGGGCUUCAUCACCGUGGGCUACAGGGGGUCGUGCACUUUGGGCCGGGAGGGCCAAGCAGAUGCCAAGUUUCGGAGAGUUCCCCGGAUUUUGGUUUGUGGGAGGAUUUCCUUGGCAAAGGAAGUCUUUGGAGAAACUUUGAAUGAGAGCAGAGACCCCGACAGAGCCCCAGAAAGGUACACCUCCAGAUUUUAUCUCAAAUUCAAGCAUCUGGAAAGGGCUUUUGAUAUGUUGUCAGACUGUGGAUUCCACAUGGUGGCCUGCAACUCGUCAGUGACAGCAUCUUUCAUCAACCAGUACACCGAUGACAAGAUCUGGUCAAGCUACACUGAGUACGUCUUCUACCGUAAGUGCCCGGGGGUCUUUUCUUUUUCCCUGUGUGCAGUUCUCCUCACAGAUGCACACGGUCAGCAUGCCUAG
Messenger RNA from Echinops telfairi (small Madagascar hedgehog), 1653 nucleotides. It is a transcript of the gene KCTD16, whose product is annotated as potassium channel tetramerization domain containing 16. The coding region runs from base 748 to 1653 and encodes 301 amino acids. The record is from RefSeq and is a predicted model, not a curated record. NCBI's taxonomy places the organism in Eukaryota, Metazoa, Chordata, Mammalia, Afrosoricida, Tenrecidae. Gene Ontology annotation, cellular component: postsynaptic membrane; presynaptic membrane. Gene Ontology annotation, biological process: regulation of G protein-coupled receptor signaling pathway; protein homooligomerization. The transcript is spliced from 2 exons. Gene Ontology annotation, molecular function: protein binding.